AUGGCAAACUUACGAACAUUCUCCCUCGUGAUUGCGCCCCAAAUCCCACGCAUGGGCUUUUGCAUGCCUCCCAGGGUUUUGGCCACUUUACUCGAUGCUCUUCCAAGGGAGUGCACAAAUCUAGAACUCGAAUUGAAUGGGCUCGAGCGUUACUGGCCAGUGUCGGAAAUUGAUUCAAGUGAUUCUGUGCAUAUCUGCGAUCUCAUCAGACAGAGGCUCCCGAAACUCAAACAUUUACGACUCGGAAUACUCUCCAUAUGUCCGGCCUUGUUUGGAAAAGCUCAUGUACGCAAUGAGUCGGCCGAUAUCGCGGACUUUCCAGGAUACUUGAUGACGAAGGCUCCGUUUUUAGAAUCUUUGAUCAUAUCCCGUGUGUCUCGGGCUGUCGAUCCUGCCGUAGUUUAUGGGCCACUGCAAAGAACCUGUCAAGCAGAACAAGAACAUACGACCAAUGAACUACCCUACUCUGAAAUUACGGAGAAUUUACAAGCAUUUGCAAGCCAGACACCUGCACAGAGCUGCAUAUGUCUUUUCGAUUCUGUGCUGGGCUCCGAGUGGUCGUGGGAUACUUUCUUCCGACGUGAUAUCAAGAAAAACACUACUUUGGCUAUCCCAUUCGAUGAUUGUGGAGACGAUUCUAUAUUCAGUACUGUUAUGCGUAUGCCUGGACAGGGUGGACUCCCAGAGGAUAUUAUCUCGCGCUUUUUUGUCGUUCGAUCUGUAGCCGAGGGUCAGUUUUGGAAAGAGACCACUAAUGGUUUCCGGCUGCCGGCAUCGUGUCUAGGUGAUGAUGGUGCCAUUCAGUACAUUCCCCAACCCCUGGAAACGUACAGUAUCUCACAGUAUCUUCAGUAUCAUUCUCCCUAUCCUUGGUUUGAGCCGUUUGUUUGGGAGAAAGAGCUGAAAUCCGGGGCGAGGCUGUUGGAUGCCGAAUGGCGCGAUGGGGUCUUUGAUGAUUCUCCAAUUCCUCGAAUUCAAGCCUGA
Penicillium macrosclerotiorum is the source of this 984-nucleotide messenger RNA. RefSeq lists its product as uncharacterized. The transcript has a single exon. The record is from RefSeq and is a predicted model, not a curated record. NCBI's taxonomy places the organism in Eukaryota, Fungi, Ascomycota, Eurotiomycetes, Eurotiales, Aspergillaceae. The coding region runs from base 1 to 984 and encodes 327 amino acids.